Paramecium sonneborni is the source of this 644-nucleotide messenger RNA. The record is from the annotation of a GenBank genome assembly. NCBI's taxonomy places the organism in Eukaryota, Ciliophora, Oligohymenophorea, Peniculida, Parameciidae.
AUGAUAAACAUUUUCUAUUCAAAAUCCAAAUGCUCAAACUGGAUUUGUAGCUCUCACUAGUAUGCAUUUUACAGGAUAAAUAGAUUUCCUAUUAUCGGUAAUAGUUUAAUAACCUUUACUUAGAUAAGUCAAAUCACAACUAAUUCAGUUACUGUGAGUAUUACUAAAGUGGCAUGAAAAUUUACAAAUCUGAAAUAAAUUGGAUAUUUUGUUGUUGUUGGAGUUGAAGAAGCCUUUAUUAAUUUAGGAUUAAAGUCAGCAACAGGUGCCUUUAGUAGAGGAGACAUUGCUUUAUAAUCUAAUAGAUGGUUUGCUCUUGCAACAUAAGGUAUAAAUUAUCCAAAUACUAAAAAUAUGAGAAUUAAAGCAACAUUUACCUAUACAGCUACAACUAUGUCAUAUACUUGGGGCACAUGUAAUAAUUAUAUCUCUAUUUAUAAUAGGAUUCGAAGUUGAAACUCCAAAUAGCCAUUCUUAGGUUUGGGUUGCAUAUUUAUUUACAAAAUCAUAUAAACCAUUAGAAUGUUUUACCAUAAGAACAAGUAGAAAAGAAGUUUUAGAUUUAACCUUAUUACCUACAUUUCAUUUAGAACUAGUUUCAUUAAAUUAAAUUUAUACUACUAAUGGAAACUAUGAUUAUUUGA